AUGUCUAACUACAAGCCAAUUGACUUGUCGAAGGAGGACUUUCGCAAGUAUUUGGACAGGCAAGGUGUGUUGGAUGCGGUAACGAAAGUGCUGGUAAAAUGCAACACCGAACGGCCGGAACAUGCGCUUGACUUUGUGGUGGAUACGUUGAACGAAACGCACGGCAACUUGAAAACGCAACUGUUGGAUGCACAUCAGGAGAUCGAACGGCUGAAAAAGGAACUAGGCGCACUGAAGGUGGAGGACAAAACGGUGAAUCCUGCGGCCGUUUCGUCGGUAACAGUUGUGAAGCAAGAUGCAGAAAUCGAUGCGACUGCGGCAACCAAUGGUGGUGUAGAGAUGCCAGCGGGAAACGACGAUAGCGUUGGCGAAGCGGCAGCAUGUGCUGAAGUCAUCGCAAAACAAGAUCGGGACACUGCAGUGCCAUCGACUACGGCUGAGCUUCCCGUACCAAAAGAAACUCCACCAGCAUCGUCCAGCCAGGAAGAAGUUCAGGAGAAUGCAGUGUCCCCUGCUACGGCUGCUUCCCCGAACGAUGCGCCGGACGCCAAGGAACCAAACGCCAGCGAAAGCAGCAAGUAA
This is a messenger RNA of Anopheles marshallii, 582 nucleotides long. Its product is annotated as c-Myc-binding protein homolog. Gene Ontology annotation, biological process: regulation of DNA-templated transcription. The record is from RefSeq and is a predicted model, not a curated record. The coding region runs from base 1 to 582 and encodes 193 amino acids. The transcript has 2 exons. Gene Ontology annotation, molecular function: transcription coactivator activity. Gene Ontology annotation, cellular component: nucleus. Lineage: Eukaryota; Metazoa; Arthropoda; Insecta; Diptera; Culicidae.